GUCCCGUCUGACCUCAGAGUCGGAGUUUGCUGUUUUUCUUCUUGACACUGAGAGGACGAGUCCCCUUCUGCCUCGCGCCCCCAAGAAACUAGAACCACCUCGCUCAGACUUCCCAUGGCCCAUUUCACAGUGAUCACUGACAUGGGGCACUCGAGGGUAGGACUGAGAAAGGUGGCAGUGAAAAAAUUCGCCUUAAGCAACUGCUUUAAUGGUGCUCAAACUCCAUACUAACACAAUAGGGAGGAGAUAUUAGUAAUUCAAUUCAUGUCGUCCAGCCACAUAUACAAGGGAGCUGUUGAAGUGAAAGUGGCCAGAUAGAAAAUACGUGGAUAUUUUGUUGCCUCUGGCUGAAAUUUUCCAAUUAUUUCACUUUUUUUGUCUUGCUGACUUUAUUUAAGAAACAUUACUCAACUAGAAACAUGCAAACAUAUAUUGGUAGCGCCUACUGGAAGUCAUUAGGUUAUAGAUGGGCCUGUACAGGGCAAAGAAACUCAAGAACAUGAACAGAAAGAGAAAAGGCAGGUUGUGAGUCUGUGCUGGGGAAGUGCUAGUCUCCUGUCUGAAAAGUUGGGUGUUUUAGGAUCCUGAGCUUGGUGACAAAUCUCUUCCCCUGCCAGUCUUUCCAUAGAUAGAAUAUACAGUACAACAGUAUUCAUUAGCUGCCUCAAAGGCUGGGGGGUUGGGCAAGAUGAUUCAAUACAACUGGAUAAUCAGGUGAACCAUCAAGGUGAUGGAAGAGAGAAGAUUUCUGGCAGUGUGAAGAGGGGACAGGGCAAGAUGACAUGUAUAUGAAGAUAAGUUGUGCACAGAAGUCUCUGUAUAAAAUAGCUCCUCUCUAAUCCGCACAUUUUGGGGAAGUUGGUGGCUUUGGCAGUUCCUCCCAACUUCUUUCUUCAGUGACCAGUGCAGUAAAGCACAGGAUGUUGGGGAAAGAGACCAUGAUAAACAAGUGGUGCAGUGAGCUGGAUUUCUACCAGCUGAAGUGGACUGAUGUCCUUUUUCAGAGGCCUGAAGCAAAAUCCAGGUGCUACUGAGUGUGAAACCCUGAUCUUGUGAAACUGACAUAUGUGGUAUCAAUUGCCCGGUCAUCCAGAAACAGGGACUCCAGAAACAGGGACGGGGCUGUGUUUCUUCUUGUAUAAGCACCUUGUGCUCCAUAUUAGCUCUCUCUAAAUCUAUCUCCAGCACUACUUCAUUUCCCACCCUCACCUUGCUGAGGCAGUGAUGGCAACCUUGAAGAGUCUUUUUGGCCCCUGAUGGCAAUGCAGCGAAAUACAGAAAUGCAAAGUGAUGUCUGCAUGUUCUAUUUAAUAGUGUCAUUGGUUAGGACUUACUCCAUCUGACACAGUUUCCCUUCUUGCUUCUCCGCUCCCCCUCCUUCUAAUUGCUUUGCAUGAGGGGAGGUAUUUUCCCCCUCUCUUCCUCCCAGGACCUGUUUGCCUUGGUAGCUGGGAUAGGGAUCCUGGCAACACAAGCUCAUUUGGUAUGCCCUGUGGGGAGCUCUGUGUUCACCUCUCUACCAGAAUUAUCAUUCAUGUGGGCUCAUACUGUAUAUAGGGUGUUCUGGAGAGUAUAUAAGAACAGGGAGAGUAUAUGUACUCUCACCAGCAUCAUGUUCACAGAACAGUGCAGGAGACCAAAAUAGCCUGAGAAGAUCAUUAUUAAUGGCAGCUGGAAUCUUCCUGACACUGAUGUAUGCUUCUCUUUUCCAGAGCUGACAUUGCUUUGAUCGGAUUGGCCGUAAUGGGUCAGAACCUGAUUUUAAACAUGAAUGACCACGGCUUUGUGGUCUGUGCAUUUAACAGGACGGUGUCCAAAGUGGAUGCCUUUCUGGCCAAUGAGGCCAAAGGAACCAAAGUGAUUGGGGCUCAUAGCCUGCAGGAGAUGGUCUCCAAGCUGAAAAAGCCUCGUCGGAUCAUCUUGCUGGUGAAGGCUGGAAGUGCAGUGGAUGACUUCAUCAAAAGUUUGGUGCCAUUGCUGGAAGCUGGAGACAUCAUAAUCGAUGGUGGGAAUUCUGAAUACAGAGACACCACAAGGCGCUGUAAAGAACUCCGGGAAAAAGGCAUCUUAUUCGUAGGCAGCGGUGUUAGUGGGGGAGAGGAAGGAGCCAGGAAUGGACCCUCACUCAUGCCAGGAGGAGACAAAGAAGCUUGGCCUCACAUCAAGGAGAUAUUUCAAAGCAUCGCUGCUAAAGUGAACACAGGGGAACCCUGUUGUGACUGGGUAGGAGAAGAAGGUGCAGGCCACUUUGUGAAGAUGGUACACAAUGGGAUUGAAUAUGGAGACAUGCAGCUGAUCUGUGAGGCCUACCACCUGAUGAAGGAUGUACUGGGCAUGGAAGUUUUUGGAGAAUGGAAUAAGACAGAGCUGGAUUCUUUCCUGAUUGAAAUCACCGCCAACAUCUUCAAGUUCAGGGACUCCGAUGGCAAACACCUGCUCCCAAAGAUCAGGGACAGUGCAGGUCAAAAAGGCACUGGGAAGUGGACAGCCAUCUCAGCCCUGGAAUACGGAGUUCCUGUCACACUCAUUGGUGAGGCUGUUUUUGCACGGUGCUUAUCUUCCCUCAAGGAUGAGAGGGUUCAAGCCAGCAAACGGUUGGAUGGGCCCAAAAUUACUCCAUUCCGUGAGGACAAGAAGGUAUUUCUGGAAGAUAUUCGCAAGGCGCAAGAUUGUAGCAUCAGGCCAGAGUAUGCUUGUGUGCUUCCGUUUGGAGGUGGCUGCUUUGCAGCUCCAUGCACCAAGAGUAAUGGGGACACCGUGCCAGUAAUUGGGUGUCCCUCUUGCAAUCUCAUUAUUGGUUUCUCCAUCAAGGUUUUUGGAGAAUGGAAUAAGACAGAGCUGGAUUCUUUCCUGAUUGAAAUCACCGCCAACAUCUUCAAGUUCAGGGACUCCGAUGGCAAACACCUGCUCCCAAAGAUCAGGGACAGUGCAGGUCAAAAAGGCACUGGGAAGUGGACAGCCAUCUCAGCCCUGGAAUACGGAGUUCCUGUCACACUCAUUGGUGAGGCUGUUUUUGCACGGUGCUUAUCUUCCCUCAAGGAUGAGAGGGUUCAAGCCAGCAAACGGUUGGAUGGGCCCAAAAUUACUCCAUUCCGUGAGGACAAGAAGGUAUUUCUGGAAGAUAUUCGCAAGGCUCUUUAUGCCUCCAAGAUUAUCUCCUAUGCUCAAGGCUUCAUGCUGCUGAGACAGGCAGCCAAAGAAUUUGGCUGGACAAUUAACUAUGGUGGCAUUGCAUUGAUGUGGAGGGGAGGCUGCAUCAUCAGAAGUGCGUUCCUGGGGAAGAUCAAAGAUGCUUUUGACCGAAACCCUGAUCUCCAGAACCUGUUACUGGACAACUUCUUUAAGAAGGCUGUGGAGGACUGUCAGGACUCCUGGCGACGUGUUAUCAGCACUGGAGUCCGGAUAGGCAUUCCUAUGCCCUGCUUCACUACAGCACUUUCUUUUUAUGAUGGAUACAGGCAUGAAAUUCUGCCAGCUAACCUGAUUCAGGCACAGCGUGAUUACUUUGGUGCUCAUACCUAUGAACUAUUAUCAAAACCAGGGGAAUUUAUUCAUACUAACUGGACAGGUCAUGGAGGAAAUGUGUCCUCUUCAUCCUACAAUGCCUAGUGGAAUAAUUUCAUCUGGAAGCUGAGAUACUGUAGAUCCGAGACAUUCCUCUUGCUGGCAACUCUUUACUUACACUGCAAUUGGCUAGAGUUUAUGUCUGGGCCUUUUUAUAAUAACUUGUAUGUGUAUGUCUUGUAAAGAAGGAAAAUAAACUCACUUAUAAAUGUGGGGUGUUUUCUAGA
Molecule: messenger RNA, 3791 nt
Organism: Pelodiscus sinensis (Chinese soft-shelled turtle)
Lineage: Eukaryota; Metazoa; Chordata; Testudines; Trionychidae
Source: RefSeq, a predicted model, not a curated record